AUGGCGUCGUUGCACACUCCCCCUCAACUCCUCUCGCCUCCGCCUUCUCCCGCCCCGCAGAAUUUGUCCACUGAGAUCAACACGGCCACUCGGUGUGCUCUCUUCGAACCAUCUCUGCAGAGUUAUGGUGCAGUCGCUGACCUGUUNACAAGAUCGGUUCAUACGCGGCUGAACAAGCUUAUCGUUUCCCGCCUGCCUCUGGCUCUUCCACCGAUAGCCAAGACCCCCGAAUUAUACGCUCAUGGCAUCAACACGUUUGGCGACAUCUAUCUUGUCUUUGAGAAUUGCUGGCACGUUUUAAUUGCCGAGGUCGACAAGUCCGAGGCAGCUGGCUCCUCACACGACAAUGAUCUGCGCCAAUGGCUUUCUCAACUAGUCCCUCCUGGUCUCUGGCGCUCCGAUGCGAUCAAGAAAGAUCUGGAAUACUUGGAGACAGCCACUGGUGCUGAUCUAGAGGUCGUAUCGAACGAGCAGCUUCGCUCUUUCACGGCGCAUAUAUAUCGACACACUCGAGACAAGCCCCACGUCUUGGUUGCCUAUGCCUGGAUCAUGUACAUGGCAAUCUUUUCAGGNGGACGUUGGAUCAGAGAACAACUCGCGGAAUCUGGGCCUGAGUUCUGGGGUAUCACUCACGAAGCGGACAAGACCGAGUAUUGGAUCCAUGGGACACUAAGGCCAGGCUUCACCUUGUUUUGCUUUCCAGGUACAAGAGACGGAGAAGAUAUCAAGACGGACUUCAAGAAUCGUCUAGAGAAAGUAGAGGAGCUGCUGACAGCACACGAGCGCAAGGACAUCGUAGAUGAGGCCCAGUUCAUAUUUGAACAGUGCGUUGCGAUCGUCGAAGCUCUAGACAAGCAGCUCAUGACCGACCUCGAGCUCGUCAAGUCGUUGGCUGCUCGUGAGGCCAAGCAUGGACAUUCAAACCUCAAGAUGGCGCCAACCCGAGCUGCUCUACCACAGGAUGCCGCACCAAAGGUUGACGAGGCCAAGUCGACAGGAUUCAUCAGAGCCAUUGUGGUUGCUCUGUUUGCUUUUGCGUUCUACCAGUCCUACCGCUGGCAAUAUGGAAAUUUGGAAGACGCAUAA
Aureobasidium uvarum is the source of this 1086-nucleotide messenger RNA. The record is from the annotation of a GenBank genome assembly. NCBI's taxonomy places the organism in Eukaryota, Fungi, Ascomycota, Dothideomycetes, Dothideales, Saccotheciaceae.